UUCCUCCUCCUUCCACUCACCUUCCAAUUGGCAAUUCUCCCCACUUUCAUCUCUCCCUCUCCUUCUAUGUACAUCAAGUACCAUGUACCCAAAUGUUGUAUAAAUUCUUCGCAAACCCUCCAUUUUUUCUUAACACCCUCUUCUCUCUCUCUCAAUUUCUCCAUUCUUCCGCAUACAAAAUUUCCUUGAACCCCAUUUCAUAGCAAUACCCUUCUGUCUCUCCCUCUCCCCCCUUAAACAAAGUUCUCUAAAACCCUUGAUCUUUAAUAGCAGAAACAGCAAAACUCCAUCUCCCUUCCCCUCUCACUCUUUGAAAUCACAGAGAUGGAAUCAUCAUCAUCAUCAUCAUCAUCUGCCCUCACAAUCUCUCCUAGAAAGCUGAGGACCGAUCUCUACUCCUACUCAUACCAAGAAGAUUCAAACACCCCACUAGUCAUCUCAGUCCUGGCUUCCCUGAUCGAGAGAACAAUGGCCAGAAACGAAAGAAUCGCAAAGAACAGCCCGAGGGGUCUGUCCAGAUACCUGAGAACCGGGGUGUUUGAUUGCCAUGAGACUCCAGACAUGACCAUCCAAUCAUAUCUAGAGAGAAUCUUCAGGUAUACCAGAGCUGGACCAUCUGUAUACGUGGUCGCCUACGUCUACAUCGAUCGCUUUUGCCAGAUCAAUCCCGGGUUCCGCAUCAGCGCCAGCAAUGUACACGGACUUCUCAUCACCACAAUCAUGGUCGCCUCCAAGUACGUCGAAGACAUGAAUUACAGAAAUUCGUACUACGCAAGAGUGGGAGGAUUAACCACCAACGAAAUGAACGAAUUAGAGGUGGAGUUCCUAUUCCUAAUGGGCUUCAAACUGCAUGUGAAUGUGAGUGUCUUCGAGAGCUACUGCAGCCAUUUAGAGAGGGAAGUGAGCAUUGGAGGAGGAUACCACAUAGAGAAGACUCUCAGAUGCGCCGAAGAAAUCAAAUCACGACAGAUUGUAGAAAGGAGAUACAAUCGGAUUGCCAGGGUCACUUUGUAAAUUAAAUUACCACUUUUUUUUUCUUUUUCUUUUUUUUUUGUGGGUAUUUUUGGGUCUAAUAUUUGGUCAAAAGGGUUACUUAAUUAUAAUGUAUAGAAGAAUGUAUGGUUAUGUUUUAGUUUUUCUUCCUUGAUUUAGUGCUUCCAGUAGGGGCGUGAAGAGUGAUGUAUAAAUAUGCUAUUCCGCUAUGAGAGUGCUUUGAUUUUGCUG
Vitis riparia (riverbank grape) is the source of this 1224-nucleotide messenger RNA. RefSeq names its product cyclin-U2-1-like. Bases 325 to 1014 code for a protein of 229 amino acids. Gene Ontology annotation, molecular function: protein kinase binding. Lineage: Eukaryota; Viridiplantae; Streptophyta; Magnoliopsida; Vitales; Vitaceae. Gene Ontology annotation, biological process: regulation of cyclin-dependent protein serine/threonine kinase activity. The transcript has 2 exons. The record is from RefSeq and is a predicted model, not a curated record.